This is a messenger RNA of Gopherus evgoodei (Goodes thornscrub tortoise), 4405 nucleotides long. RefSeq names its product leucine rich repeat containing 27 (gene LRRC27). Bases 148 to 1737 code for a protein of 529 amino acids. Gene Ontology annotation, molecular function: protein binding. The transcript has 12 exons. Lineage: Eukaryota; Metazoa; Chordata; Testudines; Testudinidae. The record is from RefSeq and is a predicted model, not a curated record.
CCGGGCCUGUUUGUUGCACUUUGGUCGCGGCACAAAGAAGGAGCCGGGAAGCCGGGACCGCUCGCGGCCGGGGGCGGCGGCAGCUUAUUACUUACCUUCAGACGAUCAGUUUGCAUUAUGGGGUCAGUACUUUAGGUUUGCUAACAAAUGGAUGAAAGCCUUUCUGAAGAAUCUUGUGGUGGUGGUGGUGAUUACUUAGAGAAUGAAGAUCAGAAAAAGAGACACCUAUCUGGUUCCAGUUCAUCAAAAGAUGUUAGGAAGGCAGUUGAAGAUACACUAUCUACUCCUUCAAAUAGUCUAGAUUUGAGUAGGAAAAAACUUCAGCAUCUUACUGAGGAAAUAUACAAAUUACCCAACCUUAAACAUUUGCAUCUGGAAGGAAAUGCUUUAGCCAUAAUUCCUAAGGAUUUAUUUCAGCAGCUGCCAAAUCUUGUUUGGCUGGAUCUCCGGUAUAACAAAAUUAAAACUCUUCCCCCUGGAAUUGGAUGUCACAAGCAAUUGAAAACUUUACUUUUAGAAAGAAAUCCUAUAAAAAGGCUGCCAGUGGAGCUUGGUAAUUUAACUUCAUUGACAGCACUGAAUCUAAGGCAUUGCCCUCUGGAGUUUCCACCUAAAGAUGUUGUACAGAGGGGACUGCAGUCCAUUCUGUGCUUUCUCCGGAAUGUUGGUAAUGGAAAACUAGUCAAUUUAGAACCAGAUACUCAAGAAAUGCCACCUGUUGAAAAGUUAAAUUUAACUGAGCUGAUGAAAUCCAGUUUGGAUUUGUCAGAUGAGUGGCCUAAUGAAGAAGAAAUGCUACGAUUUCAGAAGCUGAGGGAGGAAAUGGUGAAAGAUGAAAAGGAAGAAUUUCUUGCUAACCAAGAUUUAAAUCCUAAAGCCACAAUGCAGGAGUUUGCUGAGUUCAGAAAAAACGGCAGAAAGAAAGAGAGGCUCUACAACAAAUCAGCGACUCUUUCCAGGAAGAAGUUCUCGCAGAAGAAUAUAUUUUCUGAGUUUCAAUCAUAUGGUAAGAUGAUUCAAGCAAAGCGAGCUGAAGAGUUCAGAUUGGCUGUGCAAAAGGAACUAAAAGAAACACAGGCUUUAAUUGAACAGCACAGAAAAGAUAAAGAAAUGCUUCGAGAAUGGAGACAGCGUGCUAAGAUGAUGAAGGAGAAGAAAGAAGUAUUGUUCAGGUAUUCACCUACAAGAGCAGACAUGAAAGUAGAAGAGCUUCAACAGGAAAGAUUGAGAAAGACCCACCCUACAAUAUGCACCUAUAGACCUGUGGUUAGCAGACUUCUGUGGAAGUGGGAGACUCAAGUCCCUGCUCUUAAUCAGAUAUCAAAAAGUGCACCAUAUGCUACUGAUAGCAUCAAUUAUCACAACACGAGAGAAGGGUGUGAAAACCUAAAGAAACGCAUACCUGAAAAAAGUGAACAUGUGAGAAGAAUGUUGAAAGUAAAUUCUAUAAGAGAAGCUGAAGUUGCAAGUGCCUCCAAGGAAAAAGAAUUGGAACAACGCAUCAAACAGCAUACACAAAUGAUGAAAGAAAGAAGAAAAAAGUCAAAAGGGACAUCUCAAGAGGAAAUGCAGAGAGCAAAACAAGACUUUGAAACUGCUGAAAAGCUUCAGGCUGAGCUAGCACAAGUAAAACAAGAACUUCAGCAGGAGUAUCGAUUUACUGCCUUCACAGGCGAGCCUGUUCCUGAUUCACCAAGAAUGCCGCCUCAUAAUAUCUUUUCUACCAUGAAAUUUUGAUUGCCUGAAAUUCUUAAAAGAACAUUUGUCUUACAGUAUCCAUCUGUAUUGGAAAGCUGCUUUUCAGCAGGCUUUAAACGUGCUCCUUUUAUUACCUAUUCUUGUUGAUUGUGUUAAAGUUUUUAAAUUAAAAUGAUAAUAAAUCAUUCUGUCUUGCCCAUUCAACUAACAUAAUUUCAGUAGAUUUAUUGUUAUAUGGUUAUAAAGUGUUUUUGGUGUUAUAUUGUGUUUCUUUACUGUUUCUUUUUGACCUUCUUAAAAUCCCAUUCUGCAAUUUUUACUCAAGCAAACCCCCUAUUGAAAUAUGCUUCAGUUGAAAUUUUGCCUAGGUAAGAAUUGCAGAAUGUAUCCUUUACAUUGUCAUUAUUUGGGGUAAGAAACUUUUUUUAUUUGUAUGUUUGUUCAUUUUAAAUACCACGAGCACCUACAGUAUAAUAUAAAUUAAUAAUGUAAAGAAUAAUAUAUCUCCAACUAUGCACUAUAUGUUAGGGCUGCAGUUGCAUAAGGAGAUUCUGGUGUCAUAGCCACAACAUUAGUAAUUGUUAAAGCACAGCUCUGCUAUCUAAGGAUACUUUUCACAUGCAGGAAGAUCCUGGGCACUAGAAAUAUAAUUGUUCGUGUAUUUUACUUCAAUGAAUAAAAUAUUUAAGUAUUUUAUUUUCAACUUUCUUUCCCCUAGAUGGCAUCACUUUCUGUCUCCAGCACCAGGAUGUAGGGCUUGGAUCCUGUUUGCAGACAGUGGGAGCUGACAGCUCCAAAAGUGAUCAGCUGCGGCUGGAGGGAAUUGUGCUGCCUGCUGCCCUCUAGUCCAGGAGGGAGAUCCAGAUGCUGGCAAGGCAAGGGAGCCACUGAAGGAAGCAGGAGAAGUGUUGGGGAUAUUCUACUAUAGCUAGUUACACCCUCCUCCCCCAAUUUGAAAGAGUGGAGAGGAGACAGGAAAGGACUGGAGGAAAAGCUUCUAAAAGCAUUGGAGCCAGGAAUAGGAAGCAGCUGAGCAGGAAGCCAAGAGCAUAGCAGGAGUAGGGGAUAAGUGGGAUAGUAAUUAGGAUAGGGACAGCCAUACAAGCCCACUGUAGGGAGGUGAGGAAGAAGGGAGUACGGCUGGAGUCAGCCCUUUUGAAGGGACCUAUUAGCAAUCAAUUCCUUCCCCAAUCUCCCAGCAGUUGUGUCUGUAGUACCCCAGCAAAUUCCUCUAAGUAGCUCCCUUGCUUUGUCAGGGUCUGGAUCACCCUGCUGGUGAAGGGAAAGCAGGUGACAGAUUAUCUCAGGCUGCUGCUAAAUGUCUUCAGAGCUGUCAUCCUCUGAAAUCUAAUCCCUUCAGUAUCAGGCUGCAGCCAGAAAGUUGGGCCUCCCAAAGGAGAGAAAGAGAAAAGGUAAAAAUAAAACACUUGAUCCUGAAUCACCACAGUGUGACACCAAUUUUAUAGGAGUGUUACUCCUCUGAAAUCUGUGGAGUUACCUAGAUGUCAAACUGGAGUAAUGCAAUGGUGUAUGAUGACCUUUUGCCUUUCUUUUCAAAGCAAAAUCCCCAUUAUUUAUUGUACUAAUGCCCAGGAGUCUCCUAAAUGUAAAAGUCUUUAGUAUUUAAAACCUUGCUAACGACCUUUUAAUAUCACGAAAGCCUCAGAAGGAAACAGUGGAUAAUUUCUAAACAUUAUGUCUGUUAUUUCAUUUUAUAUAUUGAAAUACAAGUCUUCCCUCCCUGUCUGAUCUUUGUAGUCUCCCCUCUCAGCCUCCUCAACUUGUUUCUGGAGUCAUUUGUCUUUCUGCUGCACUUCAUGCCUCACUGGGGGUUUUCACCUUUCUCCAGCCUGAUGAUGUACGUUUAAAACUUACCUGAACUCCAAAUGUCUGUGAUUACAGUUUGAUUGAAAUAUGGCCUGCUACUGGGGCACAAAAUUAGGGUCCUGAAACAGCUCUCUGGUGGCAGGAAGCUGUGCUGGAUGGGGAAGAGUUGAAUUCACAGUUGGGGGAGGAGGGGUUCCUGUGUGGAAAGUGCGGUGCAAACCUGUGGGGUGUGCGGUAGAGGAAUUUUUUUUCCGAGGAAGACGAUGGAGAGGACAGAGAGGAAAGGGUGGCUAUCAAACAGAAUCCAGGAGUGGCUGGUAUUGCUGGUACUUCAGAAUAUGUGGCCAAGUUUGAUCAUGUCUUAAUCUGCUCCUGGAUACAUACAGUUUUACAUGUUCAUAUUUUGGAAUCAAACACUGAUUAAUAAUAAGGAUUCAAUACCUACUGAGUCAAGUUCUGCUCUCACACAACUGUACAGUCCAGAGUAUCGCCCUUGGGUUCAAUGGAAUGUCUCUGGAUUGGCACUGUUGAAAAUGAGAUUACUAUUUGGCCCAUUUUUUUGUCUGACUGCUAACACUGUAAAAUGUUGUUUAAUCAUUCUGUUCACUGUUUUCAUAUAUACUAAAUGUGUAGCAAUGUACAUUUAGCCCUUAAAAAUGCUAACAUUGAAGAGAAAAUACAAAGCACUUGUAUACUAAUCACUUAAAUAUAAAGUGAUCAUAUAGUCAACAACAUUAUUUUUAUCUGAGCACUAGUUAUUUUUAAAUUCAAGAAUAUUAUUACAAUAAUUUGUUCUUCUAAAUACACUUACCAUUCAUACUGUAAUUCUAAAUGAUAUUGCCUAAAUAAAUUGCAUUACUGUGUAAAGAUGUAUAAAGAG